Messenger RNA from Cannabis sativa, 1047 nucleotides. RefSeq lists its product as uncharacterized. The transcript has a single exon. The record is from RefSeq and is a predicted model, not a curated record. NCBI's taxonomy places the organism in Eukaryota, Viridiplantae, Streptophyta, Magnoliopsida, Rosales, Cannabaceae. The coding region runs from base 1 to 1047 and encodes 348 amino acids.
AUGUUUGAGGUUACUGUAUUCCACAACGAACACACAUGUAGCCUGGAUUCUAGACAUGCUGAUAACCGUCAAGCAUCACCGUGGGUUGUUGGCCAGCUCAUUAAGAACAAGUUCAGAUCAGAUGGAACUAAGUACAAAGCUAAAGACAUACAAAGGGAUAUGUUUCAGGAGUAUGGGAUCAAGAUGAGCUAUGAGAAGGCUUGGAGGUGCCGAGAGAAGGCACUUAUGUAUUCGAGGGGUACGUCAGCAGCAGCUUAUAGUAAGUUACCUGGUUACUUUUACGUGCUCGAACAGAAGAAUCCAGGUACUAUUACAGACAUUAUCAAAGAGGAGAACAGGUUCAAGUACUGUUUCUGGUCAUUGGCUUCUUGUAGGAGGGGAUUUAAGUUUUGUCCUCCUGUGAUUAGUAUCGACGACACGUUCUUGAAGACAAGGUUUGGGGGCACAAUGCUAGUUGCUGUAGCGUACGAUGCAAAUAACCAAUUGUUUCCAAUUGCCUUUGCAAUUGUUGACAGCGAGAAUCAUGACUCUUGGCAGUAUUUCUUGCAGAAGUUAAAGGAAGUGAUUGGGGAGGUUGAAAACUUAGUGUUUGUCUCGGAUAGGCAUCAAAGUAUUGACCAUGCUGUCGAGGUUAUUUUCCCCGAAGCAUGCCACUGUGCAUGGUACAAACAUAUUUCUAUGAAUGUCACCCACAAGUUCAAGACUGAUGUAUGUAACACGCAAAUAUGGCUGGCCGCUUACGCAUGGUCGAAGAGGGAAUGUGAUAGACAUUUGCAGGUGCUUCGACAGAUGGAUCCUCCCAUCGCUGCUUAUGUUGACAAUAUAGGAUUAGAAAAAUGGGCUCGUCCUUAUUAUCUAGGAGACAGGUACAACAUCAUGACAAACAACGCUUCAGAAAGCCUUAACAACGUGACAGAAGACAUCAUCUGCUUCCCAAUCUUCUGGGAAGACAUCUUCGUUAUCACUCUCCAGGUGUUCCUCAUUUUGCGGUGCAGGUGUGGGCUCUCCUUUUUGCAUUGCCAUCAACUCGUCCAUCUUAGCCAGUAG